GUGUGGGGUGUGCGGGGUGUGCGGGCACGGCGGAGCUCCGGGGGCUGCAGUUCUGCCGCUCUCCUCCUCCUGAGGAACCUGGUGGGGAGGGAUGGAGGUUCCCGGGUACAGCCAUGCCGGGAGAGCAUCCGUGCCUGAGGUGGGGGUGAGCUGUGGGCACAGGGAGCGAUGGAGGGGAUGCUGGCAGGCAUCCAUGGAGCAGCAGAAAAGCAGCUUCUCUUCCUCCCUGCCCCGCCUGCGGGAGCGCCGGUUCGGGCUGACUCCCGGCCCCCACGGGGACCGUCGGCCCGCAGAUGUUCGCUGGACGGAGCACACAGCCCCAACCGCUGGUCACAGGCCUUGUUUGGGGCUUGGAAGCUCCCCUGCUUCCAUCCCCUCCCCUGGCCGUGCUGCCAGCACGCCCGGGGAUGCUCCUGCCCAGCGCAGCCGGGGCUAAGCUGGCCCCAGGUGAGAAGGAAAAGGCAGCAGUUGCAGUAGAAGGAAACAUCACCAUUAAAUGGCACAUCUGCCUGCGGGGACACGGUGCGCUCUGUCCCCAGGGCCCCGGUGGCAGUCUUGGCAGCCCCCCCAGGACACAGCUUUGUUCUCCCGGUCACGGACACACCCCCACUGCCGCCCCCAUGGGGACCGUCCCUGCUCCUCUGCCCCCGAGGAUCCCCGGCAGUGUGAAAAGGCAGCAGGACAAACGCAUUGUGAAAACCACUUGUGGGAAGCGGCGGGGAGCCGCUCCGUAGUAAAGUUCAUUUUGGAAAAAUAUUCGUAAUGGAGUUUCCUCCCCGUGACGGCGGGGCUCCUGCUCGGACUGGCCCCGGCGGAUAUCCCCCUCCCAAAACCCAGAGCAGGGACAAGGGGAGACUGGGUGCAGCCACGUCGGGGCUGCGGCCUUUCCUGGGGUCCCCCCGAGGCCGAGCAUCCCCGGAGGGGAGCGCGGGGGGGGUGGGCUGGCGGCGAGGAGGGGGCAGCGCUGGCGGGGGCAGCGGAAACGCGGCGGAAACGUGAGCUCAGUGCUGGGGAAUGCCGCGGCCGGCCGAGGCGCCGAGGGGACACGGGGAAUGACGCCGGGCCUCUCCCCCUGCACGGCUCCCUCCCCACCGGAGAGUACCUGGCCCAUGAAGGCCCGCGAGGAUGGCGCAGGCUGUGCUCACCCCAUUGCGGGGCCCCGCUGCGCAGCACGGGUGGCGAGGGGCCAGCAUCUCCGGGCAAGCCCCUUCAGCAGCUUCAUCCUUCCCUGGAGCACGGGCCAGGGGCUGCACCCCCGCCACCCCCGGCCGGGCAGCUGGGCAUCCCUUGCCUUGGGGCAGGAAAGGGCAGGAAAGGGCAGGAAGGGGCAGGAAGGGGCAGGAAGGGGCAGGAAAGGGCAGGAAAGGGCAGCUCUCCUCCUUCCCUUGGGAUGCCCCGUGGCAGUGGCGGUGCCAUGGGAGCGGGUGGAAGGACUUCCCGGCAGCACGGAGCUGGGGGUCAGUGCCAGCCCACUCGGUGCCAGCUCCCGUUUCCUGCCACAGCCCCGGCUGCCGCUGUUUAGUCUGCGGCUGGAGCCAGCGCACAUCGUGUCCCUGGGGACCGCGCUCUGCCCGCUUUAAGCCUUGCCCGCAGCCCCAAGGACAGGCUCUGCCCGGGGCUGGCACUGCUCGCUGGGAGCUGCGGGGCGUUUUGCAGCCAUGAGCUACCCUGCAGCCUGCUCGUCUCUUCCUCCCUCCCCAGGGUCUGGCUACUACCUGGAGAGCCGCACCAACGAGGUGUACGCAGAAGAAGCCGCCCCUGAGCCUGCCCUGGAUUACCGUCGAGUGCCCCAGUGGUGCGCCACGCUCAUCAUCCACCGCGGAGAGGCCGCCUGCUACUCGCCCCGGGGCGGCUCGUACCGCAGCAGCCUGGGCACCCGCUGCGAGCUGAGCUGUGCCCGUGGCUACCGCCUGCAGGGGCCCAGCACAGUGCAGUGCUUGCCCAGCCGCCACUGGUCCGGGAUGCCGUACUGCCGGCAAAUCCGGUGCCACGUGCUGCCAGCGGUGCUGCGGGGCUCCUACGUGUGCUCGGCGGGUGUGCAGAUGGAUUCCCGAUGUGACUACACCUGCCUGCCCGGCUACCAGCUGGAGGGGGACCGGAGCCGUGUCUGCAUGGAGGAUGGCCGCUGGAGCGGGAGCGAGCCAGUCUGUGUAGAUCUGGAGCCUCCCAAGAUCCGCUGUCCAGACUCCCGGGAGCGCAUAGCAGAGCCGGGCAAGCUGACUGCCACCGUCUACUGGGACCCUCCCCGCGUCAGGGACUCUGCUGACGGUGUCAUCAAGAGGGUGAUGCUGCGGGGCCCGGAGCCCGGCUCCGAAUUCCCCGAGGGAGAGCAUGUGAUCCGCUACACCGCCUACGACCAGGCUUACAACCGAGCCAGCUGCAAGUUCAGCAUCCGCGUCCAGGUGAGGCGCUGCCCCGUCCUGAAGCCGCCGCAGAACGGGUACAUCUCCUGCACCUCCGACGGCAACAACUACGGUGCCACCUGCGAGUACCUGUGCGAUGGGGGCUACGAGCGCCAGGGCACCUCCCUGCGGGUGUGCCAGUCCACCCAGCAGUGGACGGGCUCCCAGCCCCUGUGUGCUCCCAUGCAGAUCAACACAGAUGUGAGCUCGGCCGCCAGCCUGCUGGAUCAGUUCCACGAGAAACGCCGGCUCUUUGUCAUCUCGGCCCCGGACCCCUCUAACCGCUACUACAAGAUGCAGAUCUCCAUGCUGCAGCAAGCUGCCUGUGGCCUGGACCUGCGCCACAUCACCACCGUGGAGCUGCUGGGGCAGCCCCCGCACGAGGUGGGACGGAUCCGGGAGCACCGGCUGUCCCUGGGCAUCAUCGAGGAGCUCAGGCGCUUCCUGCACCUCACACGCUCCCAUUUCAACGCGGUGCUGCUGGACAAGGCGGGCACGGACCGCGAGCGCUACAUCUCCCCGGUCAGCCCCGACGAGCUCUUCGUCUUCAUCGACACCUACCUGCUGAGCGAGCGUGAGGCGGCCAGGCGGGCACAGAGCGGGGACCCCUGCGAGUGAGCCAGCCCCGGGGAGACCCCCGGCCUGCCCCGAAGGGAUGGACCUUCCCUUGCUGCUUUUCUAGUCGCCACCGUAGAGGAGGAGCAGGGGGGCCAAGGAGCUCCGGGGCAGGGGAGCCCCUCUCUGGCCGUUGUGGCACACAGAGGUGAGCCAGGAGCGUGUGCCAGCAGUGUCCCCUCUGCCCAGCAGCCAGGAGCUGUUUCCAGCUGGGGAUGGUUCAGGACCCUGGCAGGAGACACUGGAGUGUCCCUGCUCAGAUCCCAGGGCAGAGGGAGACGGGGGAGAGUGGCAGGGCAGGGAGGGCAGGCCGGCCAGCAGUGUGACAGCCUCUAACACAGCAGCUUCAGCCUCCCCACGGCUCACCCUGGCCACAACCUGGACCCGAUGCCUCCCACUCUGAAAGCCCUUAUUAAAAAGCAAAUGGCCCCACGCUCAGCAGAGCCCACAGCAGCCAGCCAGCGCCCAGUCCCCCCUCCAGUGACCCUGCCACUGCCUCCCUCUCCCACCACCCACGGGGAACCCUUUCUAGGAGCUGCUUUGGCAGUAGAAUAUUAACUUGAAAUAAAUAAAUUUGU
This is a messenger RNA of Poecile atricapillus (Black-capped chickadee), 3595 nucleotides long. It is a transcript of the gene SRPX2, whose product is annotated as sushi repeat containing protein X-linked 2. Bases 1659 to 3020 code for a protein of 453 amino acids. The record is from RefSeq and is a predicted model, not a curated record. The transcript is spliced from 10 exons. Lineage: Eukaryota; Metazoa; Chordata; Aves; Passeriformes; Paridae.